Molecule: messenger RNA, 723 nt
Organism: Arachis stenosperma
Lineage: Eukaryota; Viridiplantae; Streptophyta; Magnoliopsida; Fabales; Fabaceae
Product: probable methyltransferase At1g29790
Exons: 3
Coding region: 1-723 (240 amino acids)
Molecular function (GO): methyltransferase activity
Source: RefSeq, a predicted model, not a curated record
AUGGCGAAAGGAGGUGAAUGCCUUGCAGAUGAGGUGUUUGCACAAAUGCUUGUGUCAAAAGGGUAUAGCAACAUUGUUUGGGAUCCUUAUACUUGUAAGAGCCACAAGUGCCUCAUUGAGAGGAAGAACAAUAAAGGAUACUGUAAAGAUUGCUUUGAUCUGCAAGAAAGGGAAAAGGGUAGGUGGAUCUUUGAUGAUGGUGGACUUGAUUUUGGGAUAGACCGAGUUCUUGGGACGAAAAGAUCCGCCAGCACGAUCAGUAUCGGACUUGACAUUGGUGGUGGAACAGGAACAUUUGCUGCAAGGAUGAAAGAAAGGAAUGUGACAAUCAUCACAAGCACACUGGAUUUGGACGGUCCAUUCAGCAACUUCAUUGCAUCAAGGAGAUUGAUUCCAAUUCAUCUCAGCAUAUCUCAGAGGCUUCUAUUCUUUGAGAACACACUUGAUAUUGUUCAUUUCAUGGAAUUCAUAGGGAAUUGGUUGCCAGAGACUAUGCUUGAGUUUUUGCUAUAUGAUGUGUAUAGGGUGUUGAGGCCUGGGGGAAUUUUUUGGCUUGAACAUUUCUUCUGCUUUGGAUCACAGGUUAAUGGAACUUAUUUGCCAAUGUUUGAUAGAGUUGGGUUCAACAGACUUAGAUGGCACGCUGGUAGGAAGCUUGAUCAUGAUGGGAUUCAGAAGAAUGAAUGGUACAUUUCAGCAUUGUUGGAAAAACCAGUGAUCUAA